This is a messenger RNA of Colletotrichum spaethianum, 1050 nucleotides long. RefSeq lists its product as uncharacterized. The coding region runs from base 1 to 1050 and encodes 349 amino acids. The record is from RefSeq and is a predicted model, not a curated record. Lineage: Eukaryota; Fungi; Ascomycota; Sordariomycetes; Glomerellales; Glomerellaceae. The transcript is spliced from 2 exons.
AUGACUGUCAAAAUCUUCCUCACAGGCGCCACCGGCUACAUUGGAGGUGAUGCUCUCCACCAACUAUACAAGAAGCAUCCCGAUUUCGAGUAUGCGCUCCUGGUCCGUUCAGAUGACAAGGGAAAGAAAGUCGUCGAGAAGUAUCCCACCGUCCGGAUCGUUCUUGGGGGCCUCGACGACUCCGAGACACUAGAGCGCGAAUCUUCGUGGGCCGAUAUUGUCAUACACACCGCCGACUCCUCUGACCACGCCGGCGCCGCAACCGCCAUUUCCAAGGGCCUCGUGCAAGGCCACUCUGCUUCCCGUCCUGGAUUCUGGCUGCACACCGGCGGUACCGGAAUCCUGACGUACUUCGAUUCCGAAGUGAAGAAGGUAUUUGGGGAGCUGGACGACAAGGUGUUCAACGACUAUGAGGGCGUCGAAGAGCUCGUCAGCCUGCCAGCCGCCGCCUUUCACCGCAACGUGGACGAAAUCGUCCUCAACACUGGCAGGGAGCACGCCGACUCAGUCAAGACUGCGAUUGUCUGCCCGCCAACAAUCUACGGCGAGGGUCGUGGCCCCAUCUCCGGCCGUGGCCGGCAGGUCUAUGAGCUUGCAUACUUCAUCCUGAAGCAGAAGUACUGCCCUCGCAUCGGCAAGGGCCUUUCCCGAUGGAACAACGUCCACGUCUACGACCUCAGCAAGGUUUUCGAGCUUCUCGUGGAAGCGGCCCUGGACCCGGCCCGCAAGGACGACGCCGAGCUCUGGGGGGCUCACGGCUACUUCUUCACCGAGAACGGGGAGCAUAUCUGGGGCGACUUGUCUCAAACCAUUGGCCAGGAAGCCCACAAGCAAGGCCUCUUCAAGGACGCCGCCCCCGAGAUUCGAGAGCUGUCUUUCGACGAGGCUGUCAAGUCGCCCGCGGGGUUCGAGGCGGCCAGCUGGGGGAUGAACUCCCGUGGCGUGGCUGUGCGAGCUCGGAAGGUUCUCGGCUGGAAGCCGCAGGAGAAGAGCCUCGAAGAAGAGGUCCCGACUAUUGUUCGCUCUGAAGCGGCGAGGGUUGAAAAUUAA